Polypterus senegalus (gray bichir) is the source of this 3824-nucleotide messenger RNA. RefSeq names its product protein FAM217B-like. Lineage: Eukaryota; Metazoa; Chordata; Cladistia; Polypteriformes; Polypteridae. The coding region runs from base 458 to 2107 and encodes 549 amino acids. The record is from RefSeq and is a predicted model, not a curated record. The transcript has 5 exons.
AAUACCUUCGUCAGAGCUCGGAAUAUAUCCGCAGAUCUAUGAAUACGCCCCCUUUGGGUAGUGUUUUCAGCAAACCGCUGGCGAGUACAGGAACAGAAAACCAGAACAAACAUACAUACAGUGCUGCUGAAGACAAGCUACACAGCAAGAAAUGAAGAUCAGAGUGUCUUGGCGCACUUAUUGAUGUUACGUAUUCAGAUACAUAAAAACGACCAUCCUCGUCGCUGGGCUAAUUUUAUAUUAUGAUUGCACAGGUGUAUUUCUUGCAUAUAUGUUUACCUUGCCGUAUACCGUUUUAACCGUAAUCCUCUUACUACUGAUAAUGAAGAAUGAUGAAAAUGGUGCGCAUCGAAAGCUGGACGUGGUGUUCGCAUAUGCAUAACAACGUUACAAGACGCUGGCCCUUGUCUGUAACACCUCACGUUCAAGAUGCACUACAGUUUAAAGAAUCAGCUGCAUGCUGGUGAAUGAAGGAACCCAAAAAGGGAAUAUAGGCAACUUUGUGUUGUCAGCAGAGGUAAUCAUGGGACCCAGUCUUCUGGACCGUCCUGCACCAGCCUUGAAAAAAGGAUUCACAAAGGAGCGAAAUCGCAAUAAAGUCACUGCAGUCAACAGCAUUACAUCAAGUUCUAAAAAGGGAAAAAGCAAUUUGAAUCAUCGAGCCUCAAAGAAACCAAGUGUACAGUCAAAGAACAGUGUGUCCCGUCAGAUCAAGGAUCUUUCACAAGGGCCAGAGCGAGCCUCCCAAAGGAGAGGGUGUCGGCUUAAACCUGGAAAUAUGUCUGCCACAGAAAAUGACCCAGUGCAGCAGGGAAAAAAAGAAGAGGGCCCUGAAGAGUUAUAUCUGAAACAACCAGUUUAUUGUUCCUCAAGAGUAUCUGAAUUUCUUGAGAUGCCCAAGGAUAAUCAAGAGAGCAGUGAUUCUUCUCCAGGACCCAGUAGAAAGGGGUCAAAGAUGUUUCUUCAGUUGCUUCCUUCUACCUCUGAAAAGCAUCUUGCACCAGUAUUGCAGGUGCCCAGCUUGGAGACACUAAGGCUGUAUGAAGAAGAGGAAGGUGAAGUGGACAGUGCCAGUGACCUCUCUGACUCUGAGCGACUACCAGUGCCUCCUUCACCAUGCUCCCCUCCAGAACUUCAUCUGCGAGCAGAAGUUUUUGACCCUAAUGACCUUGAUUCACACCCUAGUAAUCCUAGAGGCUUACAGGGUGGCUAUGACUAUCCUGAUUUUCUACCUCCUCCUUUUAAUACUUGGAGCCUGCGUCAACUGGCAGUCUUUCUAAACACAGAGGGGAGACAGGCCCCACGCCCACAGCCUGUAGGACACCUAGAAAGGUACUUAGAGCGACUUCUACAGCUAGAAUGGCUUCAGAUCCAGACUGUGCAAGCAGAGAACAGCAAAUCAUCUACUGCAACCACGUCUACAAGUCGUACAAGGCCCCACACUGCCCCACCUGGGUACCUCAACUCACCUAAAACCCUACGGCAGUGCCAGCGUACCUUUCCAAUAGCCUUUCUCUCCUGCUUGGGGAGCGCUUCUUCAGCACAGUUGUCCCAGGCAGCUUGUCCAUAUUGUCGUGUCCGCUACCCAUUUUGUAAUGGUGCCUGUCGAUCAUACGCCUACCAGCGACACUCCCGUUUCAGCCUUGCCCAAGAGCGCAGUUUUGCUACAGGCACUCCUCAAAGAAGGAGCAGCAGUGAGACUAGAACCAGUAUGAAUCGGAAAGCUGUUGGUACAUUUGAAGCACAGAAACCAGGGAGCUCCACUGCAGGGAGUAGUCAUCUGAGCCGAAUGCAGUCUGCUGGCAACAUCAGAUACCCUCCACAUUCACCAACAAUGAUGAGUCCUUCUAAGUCACAGACUGCAUCAAAAAAUGUUAGUAUUGAGGGUUUAGCCAGUAAGAAUGGAAAGGGACGAAGUGGGGACUAUCCAGGAGCCUGCAGUAAGGUAAGAGAAACAAGUCCAUUGCGGAGGCAAGGAAAUGAACGGCAAAAGUCUCUGAAACAAGUCACCCGUUUGCUGGAGAAAGAGCCUUCAACAAACUCAGUUGAGUCUCCAAGUAACAAGGUCAAUGGAAGGGUGAAGCAUGUCCAAUUUCUCACUAAGUGAAUCAAGUCUUGAGGUACACAAGAAGUGGUUCUCAUAUCCAAAUGAUUACCACAUUUUUAAUUGCUGCUCUGUUAGAAUUUCUCAUAAGCCCCCAAAUGAUUAUACAAUACAAAGUAAUUUCAUUCACCUUCGAACUGUACUACCUUGUAGCAGGGCUUUCAAGUGGAAACAAAGUCAAUGUAUAUUUAAAUACAUCUUACCUGCCAUUUGUUUCCACGGGAGACUGAAAUCAACGUGUACUUUAAAAUGCUAAAUAAUGUUUUGCUUAUUCUGCUGGACACUUAGUACUUUAAUAUUUAUCUUCAUGCAGAGAAAUCUAUGCAUUGUUAGAUACUCAAGAUACUAAAAAGCAAGUAAGGCUUCCGUUGAUCUUCUUUUAUUUUUUGUCAGUGUAAAAAAGAAUUCUCAGAGUUUUUCUUCUUGUACAGUACUGUUCUGGUACAGUUAGCAUGGACAAGCAGGUAUUUUUUUUAAAUGUUUCAUUACAUUAUCUAUCCAUUCUAAGAUUAGAUUAAGCAGAUAACUGCACAGAAGUACUGUAGGUUUACACAGUCUGGGCAGAGUGAUCCAUUAGAUUAGUACUUCAAAUGAAGUCAGGUUAAAUACAAGGUCUCAUGAUAAUCUGGACCUUGCAGUAAAGAACUGUGAUAGAGCAGGAAAACACAACUGAAGUAAUGAGGAAUUUUAUAUUUGAAAAAAGUCUUCUUUUACACAACAAUACCUGUGCUUGUUUUAGACGAGCUUUUGGCAAACGUGUCCAAUUAUGUUCACAGGCAAUGCCCAAGAAAAGUUUCUUUUAUUACUGGAAAAUAUAGAACUAUUGUAAAGAUACUGUAUGAAUGGAAUAGUGGUGUAAAUGUUUGUGUUGCCAUUCAUCUUUACACUUCCUGUGUGGAGUUUGCACAUUCUCCUCAUGUCCAUGUGGGCUUUCCAUUAAACAUAUUAGUUUCCUCCUAAGUUUCAAACAUCUGUUUGUUACUUUAAAUGGUUCUGGACUGAUUGGAUGUGGGUGUAUGCAUGUGUGUGUUAAGAGAUGGACUUCAGGUCUGUCUAGGCUUGGUUAUUGCUUUGUGUCCAAUUCGGCUGGCAGGCUAUAGCUCGCCAGGACCCUACAAUAGAAAUGGAUGGAUAGAUCAGUAGAUUUAUCCACUUUGGAAAAAGAUAUACUUUACCUGGGUUUCUGUAACAAGUUGAGUAUCAUGUGUUAUCAUGUGACAUAUAACCCCAUAUAACUGUCAUAUAAAGUAUAUCAAGAUUUCUGAUUCUCAUUUUAAUUACUAGCUAGUGCAUUUAAUCCAUAUCUUACAAUAGCUCUAGAGCACACAGAGCCAGCAAACUGAUCUUUAUUUUCUAUAAAACCUUUCAUUGAGAGCACUAUUUCAAAGCACUUUAUAGAUCAGUUUAAAAAAACAGUGAAAAAUUAAUCAAACAAUGCAAUAUACACAUGUUGUAAAAGAGCACAUAAAAUAAUACGUGAACAUCAAAAUGAUAACAUAUCGGAGAAGGCAAUAAGUUAAAUGGAAACACAAACCCUAGUGGAAAACAGUUUCAGGGAGUAGAGGCCGCAAAGCUGAUGUAGCAUUUUUUAAGAGGGUGCAAUACUCUGAACAUUUAGGAGAGUCCCCUCUAUUGCACAUUUCGUUACAAUGUCAUAGAUUUGGAUAGCUAUUCUGAAAUCUUGCAGUGGGCAGAUGAGGAGUAGGGUAUAAAAUAUACC